Messenger RNA from Quercus robur (English oak), 1693 nucleotides. Its product is annotated as putative methylesterase 12, chloroplastic. The record is from RefSeq and is a predicted model, not a curated record. The transcript has 5 exons. Gene Ontology annotation, biological process: salicylic acid metabolic process; jasmonic acid metabolic process. Bases 411 to 1448 code for a protein of 345 amino acids. NCBI's taxonomy places the organism in Eukaryota, Viridiplantae, Streptophyta, Magnoliopsida, Fagales, Fagaceae. Gene Ontology annotation, molecular function: methyl salicylate esterase activity; methyl jasmonate esterase activity; methyl indole-3-acetate esterase activity.
AAGACUAGUCUCUGUGUGUGUGUGUCUGUGAGAGAGAGAGAGAGAGAGAGAAUUGAAAGUCUUCCGCAACCGUUGAAACUUUGAAUCUAAGCAUUAAAUAAGGUCCUCAAAAUCAGUUGGCUUUGGUUGUUCACAAUCACAGUCUCUUAUUACUACUAGAAUUUCUAUUUAUUCUUUUUCUUUUGCAUUUAAAACUAGCACUUGUUUCUUUCUAGUUUUCUCUCUCUCCCUUUCACCUACUCUCUCCCUCUAUCUCAACAACUCUCAUCUUUGGCACAACAGAUUGAGCAAUGAGCAUACAAAUGUUAAAAAACACCCCAUUUUCCAGGCAAAGUUUGUGACUUUCUGACACUUUGGUCAAAAUUGGCUAAAAACUUUUCUGGGUUUUGUCUGAAACAAGUUUUUGGAUAAUGGGUAAUCGGUUUAUUUGCAUGGCAAAGAAGGAUGUGAAAGAAAAUGGAUCCAGAAGCAAAAGAAUUGGCAGGUCUCAGAGGAAACUAUUGGCUGAGGAGGAGUUCUUGCACAAGCAAGCUUUGUCCAUGGCUCUUCAUCAGCACCAGUUGUCUCAGAGGUUUGAGGGAUCCAUGUCAAGGAGAAUCGGGUCCACCAGUAAGAGACGCAAUCUUGGUGAUGAAUCAUUCUCAAAUGGAAAACAGGUGCCAGAAAUCCUACAGAACAUUCAAACAAAAAAAUUUAUUCUUAUAAAUGGAGAAGGCUUUGGAGCAUGGUGUUGGUAUAAAACUAUUUCUCUGCUGGAGGAAUCAGGAUUGCUUCCUACUGCCUUGGAUCUCACGGGUUCUGGUAUUGAUCUGACUGAUACAAAUUGUGUUGCCACAUUGGCAGAGUAUUCAAAGCCAUUGAUUGAUUAUCUACAGGAGCUUUCCGAGGAUGAAAAGGUCAUUCUGGUUGGUCAUAGUAGUGGUGGUGCAUGUAUUUCUUAUGCAUUGGAACAUUUUCCGCAGAAGAUAUCAAAAGCAAUUUUCAUUUGCGCUACAAUGGUAUCUAAUGGCCAGAGGCCUUUUGAUGUGUUUGCUGAAGAGCUUGGUUCUGCAGAACUUUUUAUGAAAGAAUCAAAGUUUUUAAUUCAUGGAAAUGGAAAAGACAAACCUCCUACGGGAUUCAUGUUUGAGAAAGAGCAAAUGAAGGGGUUAUAUUUCAAUCAGUCCCCAACGAAGGAUGUUGCAUUGGCCAUGGUUUCCAUGAGACCCACCCCACUUGGUCCUAUCAUGGAGAAGCUGUCAUUAUCCCCUGAAAACUAUGGAACAGGCCGGCGGUACUAUAUUCAGACUCUGGAUGAUCGUGCACUUUCACCAGAUGUUCAAGAGAAGCUAGUGAGAGAAAACCCACCGGAAGGAGUUUACAAGAUAAAAGGCAGUGACCACUGCCCAUUCUUCUCAAAGCCACAAUCACUGCACAAAAUUUUGGUUGAAAUUGCGCAAAUUCCUUAACUUAAUUAUCAGGAAAUGUUUCUUUUCUUCUUUUUCUUUUUUUCCCCCCACUUCUUACAAAAUGCAAAAGUAGUUAAUUAAUUACAUGACUUUACAAUUGGAAAGCCAUUGUUGUACGUAGAUCACAGGGGCCCUGUUUAUUGCUAUAUUCUGCUUUUACCGUUUUGAAAUAUGGAUGGAGGUAAAAACGUAUUAGCUUAUUUUUCCAGACACAAAUGGAAUGUCAUGUUAAAUGUGGUUCGAAA